Molecule: messenger RNA, 510 nt
Organism: Mesorhabditis spiculigera
Lineage: Eukaryota; Metazoa; Nematoda; Chromadorea; Rhabditida; Rhabditidae
Source: the annotation of a GenBank genome assembly
AUGUACAACAUCGAGGUGGACGGCCUCGGCUACAUUGGUCCCGUGUAUACGUGGCCCGACAAGCAGGGCAUUCGGCGCGUCAUCUGGAAGAACGUCGCCGGUUCCGCGGGCUGUAUGUUGAUCCUGGUCAUACUGUACUCGGGCGUGUGCUGUUUUGGGUUGAGACUGUUCGGCUACAUCAAGAAUUCUAUGGCCAGCCACAACACAAAGAAGAUGAACCUGCAACUGUUACAGCUACUGCUGAUACAGGCAGUCGUGCCGCUAUUCUUCGAGUACAUCCCGUGCAUAAUGACGGUGUUUGGGGGCUACCUGGGACUGCCCCUAUCCAACAGCUAUUCCCUGGUGGCACCCGUGUUCAUCUCUGGUUACGCCCCGAUGGAGGCGUUUGUGACGAUCCUCGGAUUUCCGGUUUAUCGUCGAAGGCUUUUCCGCUGCGCUCCGGUCCGACGGAUUGGAGUGAAAUACACAAAAUCUCAGCAGACGAUGACCCGAACGGAAACGGUCAAGUCU